This is a messenger RNA of Stereum hirsutum FP-91666 SS1, 1146 nucleotides long. RefSeq lists its product as uncharacterized. The transcript is spliced from 11 exons. Gene Ontology annotation, biological process: protein N-linked glycosylation. Bases 1 to 1146 code for a protein of 381 amino acids. Gene Ontology annotation, cellular component: Golgi apparatus. The record is from RefSeq and is a predicted model, not a curated record. NCBI's taxonomy places the organism in Eukaryota, Fungi, Basidiomycota, Agaricomycetes, Russulales, Stereaceae. Gene Ontology annotation, molecular function: alpha-1,6-mannosylglycoprotein 6-beta-N-acetylglucosaminyltransferase activity.
AUGAUUCCGGCGGUGGAGCAAGAUAAUCUGUGGACGAACGACAACAACAAGAUGAUAACGAACUUGUUUCAGUGUAUGGAGAUGGGGACAUGUGCGCCGAAUCAGAAGAAAAUUAUUAUCCUUGGGUCCUAUCAUUUUCUCGGCGCUCUGGUCGGAUGGAAUGGCGGAGAGGAUAUGUGGUGUCGGUCAACGGUCCUAGCUCUCAAGGAACGCAACUACACUAUUUUGUACGCCUUGAACAACGAUCGCGCCGUUCAGCUCUACCAGAUGUUCCCGAAAAUGGUCAAAGCUGUGCUCUUGGAGGUGCCAGAAGUCUACAAUUGUCACGCGGAUACUGAGAAUUGUGUACUUUCUGAUCGAAACCCACACGGUAUACCUAUCUGGAAGAUAUUCAGUUGGCAUUUCUGGGUGCAUACUGCUCAUCCAUUAGGACGACUUUGGACAUUAAAUCCAGAGCCAUACGAACUCGAAGGCCACGAAAACCCGAAUACGUACGUUGGCUACUCUGUCGAGCCAUCCUGUCUUUCGACUCCAUAUGUUCCACCGGCGCAACGUCGUGGUCAAGGAUAUGUCAUGGCCAAACGUCUACACUACUUCACUCCUAUUCCCGAGAGAGCGUGGUCAAACGACUAUUAUGAGGACGCAGUGGAAGCCGCGGGUAUCGAACUAGUCCUCGGGGCGAACUUGCUGGACGGCGGAGAAGCUUCAAGAAUAGAGCUUCCCAAAGGUAUCAGGAACCUAGGUGUUUUACCUCAGCCAAAGUUCAUGGAAGAGGUAGCGCACUCGAAGGUUAUGAUUGGGGUGGGACAGCCGUGGACGUCUCCGACGCCUUAUGAAGCUCUUUGUCUGGGUGUACCAUUCAUCAAUCCCAUUCUUAGUUGGGACGAGAACAACAAGACGAACCGGAUGGCCUGGUCCACACAACAUGGCCUUCUUCGUCAUCUAAACCCCCCAUACGUAUACAAUGUCCAUCGAGACGACCAUGCUGGAUUUGUAGCAGCUGUCAAGGCGGCAGUCGAGAAUCCCAUCGAAAGACACAUUCUUAGCCGAAUGCGUAUUCCGGUUAUCGCGGAGAGGAUACAAACUCUUUUUGACAGAGAUUGGGAAGCAGAGUACAGAAAGUUGUUAGAUGAAGGUGAACUGUGA